Molecule: messenger RNA, 2127 nt
Organism: Penicillium coprophilum
Lineage: Eukaryota; Fungi; Ascomycota; Eurotiomycetes; Eurotiales; Aspergillaceae
Product: DNA-directed DNA polymerase IV
Exons: 4
Coding region: 1-2127 (708 amino acids)
Biological process (GO): double-strand break repair via nonhomologous end joining
Cellular component (GO): nucleus
Molecular function (GO): DNA binding; DNA-directed DNA polymerase activity
Source: RefSeq, a predicted model, not a curated record
AUGGAGGGCCAUUUUCCGACUAAACUGGCAUUUUUUGCGGCUCUUGACCGGCUGGAUGAUUUGGACCAAGAUGAAGAGGAUCAGAGCUGGGAGAGUCUCUUGAUGUUAGAAAACAAAGAAGUCGACAAACCUAAUACAAACAAAGUCGCAUUUUCUUCGGAACGUAUGCCACUUCCUCGAGCGAAUCCGGACCCUUCCUAUUCGCGUGAGACUGGAAGAGCGAGAAGCCCGGUCGCUGUCUCCAAGCUGACUUCUGCCAACCGCCCUCGGACGACUGGCACCAUGUCUACUAUCAAGAGCGGAGGACCUCCUCAAAAGAAAAGAAGGACCAAUAGUGCUAAGAUAGUCCCAGAUGACCAGCAGAUCUUCAAGGGUUUAGUUUUCUUCUUCUUCCCAAACAACGAUGUAUCUCCCUUCCGACGAUUGCGCAUUCAACGAGCACAGGAUUAUGGUGCACGAUGGAGUCGAGAAUGGGGCACUGAUGUCAGUCAUGUCAUUAUUGACAAAGGCUUGCUUUCAAGCGAUCUCCUUACCUACCUCAAACUCGAAGCUUUGCCAACGAGUGUUGCGCUUGUUAAUGAAACCUACCCAUCCGAAUGUAUCCAGUUUCGUUCAGUUCUUGAUACCUCACAGCUCCGCUUUCGUGUCAAUGGGACACCCACAGCCACAAAGAAGUCUUCAAUGGCAGAGCCACCUGAUUCCCUUCCAUUGAAACCAACUCGGCGGGAGAAAAACCAGUCACCAGAACGUUGUUUGUCUCCAAUCAAGAAGCCGACGCCAAAUCCCUUGUCAAAAGACUUCACAGACCCCGUGCCCGAAAGUGUGUCCCACGCCGUGACCUCCGAACCGGUCCAUGGAACUGCAACCGAUGAGGCGUGUAAAAAUGGAAACUGGGAGCGAGAUGCACUGGAUGAUAUAAUGGAUGAGGCCAAGGCCACAAGUCAUCUGCCUCUAGAUCCAUUUGACUUUCCCAUUGACGAAUUUGCUGCUGAUGCCUCCGACAUCGAAACCUCGAGCUCAGGGGAGGAGUCGAUUUGGAAGACGCGAAAAACAUCCGUAGGAGAAGGCAAAGGCAAAAACAAACCUGACUGGACCAAAGGUUUCGCAUGUAUGCAGAAGUUCGAUCCGGACAGGAAAUUUGACAAUCCGAACAAUAGGACCAUCGAGGUACUUCAGCAAAUGCUGGAAUACUAUACCCAGACUGCAGACCAGUGGCGGGUUAUGGCCUACCGCAAAGCCAUCACCGCAUUGCGAAAUCAACCAGACAAGAUUACCACACGAGCACAGGCUCGAGCCAUCCCUGGUGUUGGAGAACGGCUGGCUGACAAGAUUGAAGAAAUCGUCUUGACUAACCGCCUUCGUCGCCUCGAAAAUACGAACAAAACCCCAGAAGAUUUGCUAAUCCAAGAAUUCCUCGGCGUCUAUGGUGCUGGUCUUCCCCAAGCCUCCAAAUGGGUCGCGCAGGGCUACAGAUCUCUGAAGGAUUUAUUGGAAAGAGCUACAUUGACUAAGCAGCAGCGUAUCGGGGUGGAACGCCACAGCGACUUCGCGCAACGAAUCCCCCGCAAGGAGGUUGAAACCCACGGGGCAAUCGUGCGAAAGGCGGUGCAGGCCGUGGAUAGGGAUAUGCAGGUGAUAAUAGCGGGCUCUUACCGCCGCGGGGCACUCACCUGCGGGGACGUGGACUGUCUAAUCACCAAACCCGGUGCCUCGCUGGAGCAAAUCCGGACCAUCAUGCUUGGUCUUGUUGUCCCCAAAUUGUUCAGCAGUGGCUUUCUGAAGGCCAGCCUUGCCAUCUCGUCGCACCAAGAUGGAUCUAAGUGGCACGGUGCAUCGGCUCUACCUGGCACCACCCUGUGGCGUCGGUUAGAUUUGCUGUUCGUUCCUGACGCGGAGAUCGGAGCGGCGUUGAUAUACUUUACCGGGAAUGAUAUAUUCAACCGUAGUAUGAGAUUGCUUGCACGCAAGAAAGGCAUGUGCUUGAACCAAAAGGGUCUUUACGCGGAUGUGCUUCGGAACCAGCAGGUGAAACUGAAUGGAGGCCGACUGGUUGAGGGCCGGGAUGAACGCCGAAUUUUUGCUGUGUUGGGCGUGCCCUGGCGGCCUCCCGAGCACCGGAUCGGUUGA